This is a messenger RNA of Peronospora farinosa, 1542 nucleotides long. Lineage: Eukaryota; Oomycota; Peronosporomycetes; Peronosporales; Peronosporaceae. The record is from the annotation of a GenBank genome assembly.
AUGCAACAAUGUCAACAAUGCCGUCGGUCGCUUGAGACCGAGCUACUUGAUGCACCUGUAUUGGGCGAGUCCUAUGUCCUUCUUCCGACUUCAAGUGCGUCUCAGAGCAUGUUGCUGCUACAGAAAUUGCCAGCAAAUGCAGCGAUGCCGCCAGAGAUGGAUGGAUCUGGAGGAUUUGGAGAGGAUUUGUAUGCUAGUGCACGCUACAAUUUGUCGCUCCAGCAGCAGCACCAACAGGAACAGAGACGGCAACAGGCGCAACGUCGUCAGAAACUGCAGCAACGACAGCGACGUCAGCAACAGAAAAUGAGAGACAGUUAUGCUAAUGCUGGCGAGUAUUUUGAAGCUCAUGUACGCCACACAAGCCACGAGAAGGAGAAGCUCGAGAUGGAGGACAGUUUCGUGGCUGUACCGACCUAUGCAGACCUAAGUCAUCAUGUCCAGUUGCUCACGACACAACAGGCACAUUGUACGGGACUGCCUGUAUAUACGCCAGUGUGCAAGGACUGCAUGGACGGGAUGGUUACGAUUAUCGAUGGUCGUGCUGAGCGGGCUCGGUAUGAAAAGCGCUGCUUUGCGGGUUUUCUGCACAAGACAACGAGCUCAAGUGUUCACAGCCAAGAUACUGAGCAGAUCGACGACAAGACUCGCUUUUACGAGAACGAACUGGAGGCACUGGUGGAAAAUUUGAAGCUAAUGGAGAACGAAAGGAGUGCUAUUGCUCAGCAAGAAGAAGCGAUAAAUGAUGUGGAAAAGGCUCUCAUGCAUGAAGAAGCUGGACUGUGGGCCCAGCUCAACGAGCUGCAGCUGCAAAAAGCUGCUUAUGAAGAAAUUCGGGACGCUGGUACGGCCCAAAUUGAUGCGAUGGAGCGCAAAGUGGCGUCAGCCAAACAUUUGAACAUCCUUACGGACAUGUUUGCCAUUGGCAGUGAUGGCAUGUUUGGCACAAUAAACCAAUUUCGCAUGGGACAGUCAGCGUCAUCUGUGGUGGAAUGGAACGAGAUAAACGCAGGCUUUGGCGAGUGCGCUUUGCUAUUGCAGACGUUAGCAAGCAUCGUUGGCUUGGAUUUUACCGACUUCAAGAUUGUACCGCUGGGGAGCUUUUCGAAAGUAAUUCGGACGAGCAAUCUCCGCAUGGAGUACUGUUUACAUGGCUCGGACCAGCAAAAUUUCGCUGAGUCUCAUUUCAACUUGGGCCUGGGCGCCUGGAUCUCAUGCCUUGGCCAAUUGAUGGCCUAUGUUCGAGCGCGAGACCCGUCCAUCCGGUUACCUUACAAAGUUGCGAAGCAUUCCGUCGGCGGAUACUCAAUUCUCUUUCUGAAAAACAAGCACAAGGAAUGGACCAAGGCUCUUAUGUACGCACUUACCAACUUGAAGUGGUUGCUUACGUGGGUUUCUGCGCGCGGAUACAGCAUUACAGCGCCAAGCACUACUGCUUCGACUGGUCCGAGUAAAGCUGCUAUUGCUUUUGCUGCCAACCCCCCCAUUAUGGAAAGCAGCGGCUCAAAGCAGAGCGUUGUGAUCAUGGAGCACUUCUCGUAA